AUGACAAGAUUCUUAGGACUUCGGGGCGAGAGCUUGGCACGCGCCAUUAGUGUAACUUGUGGUCUUUGUUUUUUAUGCUUCGGGUAUGCUCAGGGUGUCAUGGGCGGUCUCUUGACCGUUCAGCAGUUCUUGAACCGAUUCCCGCAGGUUGAUAUCGUUAAUGACAGUUCAUUCCACAAUGCGUGGGUAACGGGCCUCACGGUUGGGACAUGGCAUCUGGGCUGUAUUGUAUCAGCCGUCGCAACCAUUUUCAUAGGCGACUUGCUCGGUCGGCGACGAACACUCAUCCUAGGUCUAACCUUCUGGAUGAUUGGCGAAAUCAUCCAGACGUCGUCGCACAGCUUUUCGCAGUUCAUUGUUGGUCGUGCAGUCGCAGGCUUCGGCAAUGGUUUCACCACGUCCACCGCGCCAGCAUAUCAAGCGGAAUGCGUCAAAUCUCAUCGCAAAGGAACAGUCCUCAUGAUCAGUGCCGGUGCGUUUGUCUCCGCCGGCAUCGCACUCUCAUAUUGGCUCGUCUUCGGUUUCGCCUUCCUCAGCAGCUCUUCAGCAUCCUGGCGCGUCCCCAUUGCUCUGCAAAUCAUCUUUGCACUUCCUGCCAUUGCAAUGCUAUUCGUGCUGCCUGAAUCCCCUCGUUGGCUGAUCCUAACAGGUCGUGAACAAGAGGCACUGACAGUGCUGGCGGCGCUGAAUGAUGGCAAUCCAGAUAGCUGUGAUACCAAAGACGAGUUCCUACAGAUCAAAGACGCCAUCUUGAUCAUGGCACAGGGUUCGAGUGCGGGCAUGUUUUCCAACAAAGAGCGACGAGGCUUCCAUCGUGUUGUGCUGGCCUACUUUGUCCAGGUCUUCCAGCAAGCCACAGGCAUCAAUCUGGUUCUGCAGUAUCUCUCCUGGAUUUUCCUGUCCCGCAUGUCCUACACAGGGUGGCUCGCCCGGCUCCUAGCAUCCUGCUCAGCGACCCUUUACUUCCUCGCCUCGUUCAUCGUCGUCGUUGGAAUCGAUCGCUUUUGGGGCCGCCGUUCACUCAUGAUGUUUGGCGCUUCAGGCAUGUCGGGCUGCAUGGUCCUCAUCACCAUUCUACAGUAUUUGUGGUCUGAGAAUCGAACGAAUGCUGGAAGAAUCGCCAGUACCGUGUUUUUGUUCCUCUUCUCUGUCUUCUUUGCGAUUGGCUGGCAGGGUAUGGCAUGGCUGUAUCAGGUCGAAAUCGUGCCUCUCCGAAUCCGCGGUCCAGCUAAUGGGUUAUCAACCAGCGCAAACUGGUUGCUCAACUUUGUCAUUGUCUUCAUUACCCCGAUAGCAUUCGAGCGCAUCUCGUAUCAAACCUGGAUCAUCUUCGCCGCGACAAACUUUGCCAUCAUCCCCCUCGUAUACUUUUUCUACCCGGAAACCGCGUUCCGCUCCCUCGAAGAAGUAGAUGUCAUAUUCCAGCUUGCCGAAGACGCUCCGGGCAACCCAUGGCUCAACGCGGUGAUAGUCUCAAAAGUCGAGCCCUUGUGGUUCGGGAAAAGAGACCCAGAAAAGCGUCUAAAAUUCAACUAUGGAAACAGCUCCUGGCACAAGCGCUUAGUCGCGAGUGCAGGCAGCGGUAACAGCAGAAGCGAUCGAAACGGCACCGGGCACACGAACGAGGAAAAGGGGCACUGGAGUUCAGAUUCUCGAGACGCCAUAAUAAGAGACGUACCUCGCGGCCGAACAAGAUUGGAAGAAUCCCCCAUCGAUCGCUAUCCCCACAGCAGCGUCAGUCCCAGAACCACAUUCGCCACAACUGUUACAAGCGACCACGAGCGAAACUCCUCUCGCAAGAGGCUCCAGAGGAAUUCCCAUCGCGCAAGCAGUGCAGGCAGCAGUGAAAACAACAGCUACUUCCCAGUAGUUCUGGCAUUCGACCCCUCGGACAACACCAGCUUCACCAUACCACCAACUCUACCCACACACUACACAUCCCCCGCCGGCGAUUCCCCCAUAGAACACUCGCAAUGGCCCUCCAUAUUCGCCCCCUCGCCCAUCGUCCCCCUGACACGAAGCACAAGCCAAGCCGACAGCGCGAUAUCGCAUGCCCUGCGCAUCUCGCGACUGCGACGCUCAUCAGACGUGGACCGAGCCACGACGGCUCUCAACCGCAUCCUGAAUCCCGAUCUGGCGCCCCAGCACCUCGACCUGGAACCCACCUCUCCCUUUCAGCACGCGCGACGCGCACCCUCCACAUCCUUACCAUCACUCUCGUUCUCCUCGUUCUCCUCGUUUUCCCUCACACAUUCUCCCCCGCGUCCGCGUCCCGCUAGCAGAGACACCAUCGAGUACCCGGGUGUCCUGGCGGGCGACGAGCGCAGCAGGCAGGGAAGCAGCGCUGCGAGGAGAAGCAGUGGAAGGGAAACUCAUCUGCCGGAUGGCGUGUACCAAGUCAUCGAGGGGCGAAUCACACAGGUGGGUUCUGGGCGGCCGAGAACACGGAGCGCGGGUAUGUAUGAGGCGAGGGAUGCGGGGAGGGCGAGGCGUGUGUUGAUCAGAUUACCCACUCGAAAGGCAGCACUCGUCCUUCGAACUACACAUGCAUCUUCACAGCACGAGGACACCCUGAUCAUCGCAAACCGGUUCAAAAUCAUGCAUUUCCGCUCUGAAAUAUUCAAUGCUUCUAAAAAAUCACAGUACCACUAG
Exserohilum turcica Et28A is the source of this 2652-nucleotide messenger RNA. RefSeq lists its product as uncharacterized. The transcript is spliced from 8 exons. Gene Ontology annotation, biological process: carbohydrate transport; transmembrane transport. Gene Ontology annotation, molecular function: carbohydrate:proton symporter activity. The coding region runs from base 1 to 2652 and encodes 883 amino acids. Lineage: Eukaryota; Fungi; Ascomycota; Dothideomycetes; Pleosporales; Pleosporaceae. Gene Ontology annotation, cellular component: membrane. The record is from RefSeq and is a predicted model, not a curated record.